AUGUCCACUGGGAUUCAUCAUGCCACGAAUCAAAGCAUCAAGCCCUUCAAGUCUAGCGAAGAGUACCUGUAUGCGAUGAAAGAGGAUUUGGCAGAAUGGUUGAGAGAUUUGUACGAGAUUGAUAUUGAUGUGAACAACAUUGUGGAGGCGCUCGAGACGGGCGCAGUCCUCUGUUCCCACGCCAAUAAUGUCACACGAGUGGCGGGAGAGUUCAUUCAGAAGUACGGGAUGGUGCGACAGGUCCAGCUGCCAACGACAGGUGUCACGUUUGUAAAUUCGGCCCAACCUGCAACUUUCCUGGCCCGGGACAACAUCUCAAAUUUCAUCAGCUGGUGUCGAAAGCAUAUGGAUAUUAAAGGUAUGACAAUAUGCCUGUAUAAUGGCAAUGAAUGUUUUGACAGACAACUACUUUUGCUGGCCACAAUUUUUCAAUUGCAUAUAUGUUACAGAAGGCUUGAACAUAAUUAUAGUUGAACUGAGUGAAACCAUUGCCGUUCUCGGUGUCAUUCAGGAGUAUCACAGCUGUAAAUUCAGUGGUGUAAAGUACUUAAGUAGUACUUUCAAGUAUUUUUCCUUAAGUCGUUUUUGGGGAUAUCUGUACUUUACUAGUUAUAUUUUUGACAACUUUUACUUCACUCCAUACAUUUUCCCUGACACCCAAAAGUACUCGUUACAUUUUGAAUGCUUAGCAGGACAGGAAAAUGGUAUAAUUCACACACUUAUCAAGAGAACAUCCCUGGUCAUCCCUACUGCCACUGAUCUGGCGGACUCACUAAACACUUGCUUCAUUUGGUAAAUUAUGUCUUGAGUGUUGGAGCGUGCCCCUGGCUAUCCGUAAAUUUAAAAAAAAUAUAUAAGAAAAUAGUGCUAUAUGGUUUGAUUGAUAUAAGGAAUUUGAAAUGGUUUAUACUUUUACUUAUACUUUUGAUACUUAAGUAUAUUUUAGCAAUUACAUUUACUUUUUAUACUUAAGUAGAUUUAAAACCAAAUACUUUUGGACUUUUACUCAAGUAGGAUUGUACUGGGCGACUUAACAUUUUACUUGAGUCAUUUUCUAUUAAGGUAUCUUUACUUUUACUCAAGUAUGAUAAUUGGGUACUUUUUCCACCACGGUGUAAAUUAAUAUACUUUAUCUGCCGUAGAUUCGUACCCACUUGCCCCACAGGUCAAGUGGCAAACAGGUGUGACAAACUGACAUGAAUGGAGUCUCUUGAAUUCAUGGCUGCUUGACAAGCAUCUCUAUUAUUUCUAGGCCCAUUGUAUAAAAAAAUACAAUAUAUAUAUAUUUUUCUGAAUGCACACAUUCAGUAGCCUACAACGGACUGUGUGUGCUAGGCAGGUGCGCAACACAGUGUGUUUGAUGGAAUGCAUGCAAUAUGGAAAUGUACCACUAGGUGAGGCUCUAAGUCCAUACUCCAUAGGAACAUGGCCUCAUGAAAAUUUCCCUCGUAUUUAUAUUUUUUAAUCUUUCUAAUGAUCACAUCCCUGGAUAGAACAUUCCUCUUGAACAUUCAAAGAAAACAUGAUAGUCUAGUUGGAAACUCAGAGCCCAGGGUUUUCCUGGUCAUGUGGGUCACAUGAGGCAACUCCUGCCCCUUUGUAUUGCAUUAACAUCUCAAGAUCCUCCGACAUCUCACUCAAUCCCUCUUCUCCCCGCUCCUUCUCCAGAUGUGCUCAUGUUUGAGACAGACGACCUGGUGCUGCGGAAGAAUGAGAAGAACUUUGUGCUGUGUCUGCUGGAAGUGGCCCGGCGGGCCUCUCGUUUUGGUAUGGCCGCCCCCGUGCUGAUCCAGCUGGAGCAGGAAAUCGAGGAGGAGAUCAGAGAGGAGCUGGAGCUACCCCUGGAGGAGACCCCGCCAGUUGCCAAACCCCAGCGCCGCACCUCCAACACUCAAAACCUGGAUGAGAUGGUGAGACUGCACCACUGGAACCAGUUCACAAAUUGGAACCAAUUAACAAAUCUUCCACUAUAAUCAUUGAUCAAAUCCAGAGUGGCGCAGUGGUCUAAGGCACUGCAUCGCAGUGCUAGCUGUGCCACUAGAGAUCCUGGUUCGUAUCCAGGCUCUGUCGUAGCCGGCUGCAACCGGGAGACCCAUGGGGCGGCGCACAAUUGGCCCAGCGUCGUCCAGGGGAGGGGAGGGAAUGGCCGGCAGGGAUGUAGCUCAGUUGGUAGAGCAUGGCGUUUGCAACGCCAGGGUUGUGGGUUUGAUUCCCACGGGGGGCCAGUAUGAAAAAAAUUAUAAUGUAUGCACUCACUAACUGUAAGUCGCUCUGGAUAAGAGCGUCUGCUAAAUGACUAAAAUGUAAUGUAAAUGUAAAUCCACUAUUCCAACUAGUUCACAUAUCUCCUACUGUAACUAAUGUUAUCUGUCAUUGUAAUCAGUGAUCAAAUCUAUUUUAAGUGACCAGUUAUUACAUCAAUCCACCACUAUUAGUAGUGAACUCUACAAUGAUCAAGUCCAGUGGCGACCCGUCAUUCAGGCUCUGCCCCACCUGUUUUGAGCCCCACACAAAAAAUAAAUACAAAGAAAGGGUUGUUUUGCCUGUUAUUUAGGUAUUAAUACGUGUCACAUAUCAGUUUGCAAACAAUGUAAAAACAUGGUCUCUUUUUUGCUUUCUUGAGUAAGGCAGCUCCAAAAUGCAGGUGUUUCAGCCUAGCUCAGUGCUUUCUCUGGUGGUGGGGCAGCCAGCGGAAAAUAUGGAGCGUAGGGGUUGGUAAUGUUCUCUAGUUGCGCUGGGAUUGGCUCAGUGUUCUGUCACUCAUGGGGCACUACGUCACUGCCAAAUCUAAGGGUAGAGCUCGAAAAUUCAAGCCCCUUGGGUGCUGCCAUAGAGUUACAUUAGAAGUGCCUAUCCAAGAAGGCUCAAGGUCAUUGGCCACAGAUAAAAUGACGUCAAAUCACGUUAUAUCUACAGUAGCUUUGAUUGGACUGAUCAUGCCGCCAACAUACUUUCAAAAUCUUAGCUAGCAGUCAUCAUCAUGAAUCAAAUCCACAAUCUACUGGAAAAUACUUUUUAAUCCUUGUCAUAUGAAGAGAAAUAUUGAAGAGAAAUUAUAGAUAAAACAUAUCGGUGCUCAUCGGACAUAAACAUUACACAACAAGUUGGAAAUUUCAAAUUCAACAAUGAGUGGUUUGGAAGGAAUCAGUGGCUAACUGCAAGCAUUGCAAAGCAAUCACUAGCCUGCUAUUCAGUGGAGUGGGUGUGUGUUCCCAAUUCUGGGUUUAAGGGUCUCUUUUCCAAGCUUAAAAUGAUAAACAUUCAACAUUGGACAUGCUGUUAAUCCAGCAUGAUUUCUGCCUCGCUCAAAACAACUUUUAACUUGGAACUGGGAAAUCUGACUUCAGUGAGUUCAAGACAACUGGGAACUCGGGGAAAAACGAGCUUAGACUGGGAAAGUCAGUUUUGAACGGUCAUCCAACUCAGAAUUGUAAGUUGGGAACUCUGGCCUCUUUCUAGAGCUACGACCUGAAGAUUACUGACGUCAUCAUGAUUCGACCUUGUUUUUUUUCCCGAGUUCCCAGUUGUCUUGAAAGCACCAGAAAUCCAGAGAAUGCCAGACUUAGAUGACAAAGUUCGAUGACAAAAUUUGCCCACAAAGGACUGCCGCGCCACCUUCCUGUUCAAGUGAGCACAACAAGGUGAGUCCAAAAAUGUCUUGUAUGCUGCUGCAUAAAUGAUGUAAUAUGCCAGGGAGAUAUGUAUACUGUAGCUAAGAAAGUAAUACUAAGUGUAUGUUGUGUAGUAAACUGUUAGUAGCCCAUGUGCCUCACCCUAAUAAUUUGGUCUAUUUUCCCCUCUAAAUUUCGCCUACUGUUCUGAUUUGGUGGUGCACAGAGAAAUGUCAUCAUAGAAUAUUGUAAGAGCUUUCAUUGUCUGCUUAUAUGCCCCCUUUAUUUAUUUUACGGUUCUGAUUUGAAAUACAGGGAGAACACUAAGAACGGCCCAUGUUCUGAAUUCUGUCGCUGUACAUUUCAAAAGUGCUGAACAAAUAGUUAUAUUGACUACGUCCGUCCUAGCUCGCUUAUUAAUGUCUUAAUCGAAAUUACGGAUUGCCUCUAAUCCGCUUGUCGUCUCUUUAUGCCAUAGUUUGUACAUCUCAAUUGUCAGUAGAAACCACAUUUGUUUAAGCAAGUCAGCCAUAUCAGCUAUGUUUUUUUUAAAGGCAGUAAAUGAGGCUGAAUGAACUGUUUGGCUGCCAGACAAGGCUCCGCUGAUAGCCAGGUGUAGCGAUGGGAAGGUGUUGGGACAGCUUUAUGUAGGCCCUAACAGGUUGUGUGCACCGUGUGUCACCGUUAUAGUGCAAUUAAUGUAUUGUUUAGUGUUGUGUAGUGGCUUUGCUGGCAUGCAUCCAUAUAUAUAUAUAUAUAUAUUUUGCCCCACCAAGAUUGGCAUGCUAAAAUCGCCAAUGAUCAAGUCUACUGUAACUAAUGAUGAAAUCACCCGAUGUAACCAGUGAUCAGAUCUCCUGCCCUCAAUGUGGCCAGUCUGGUUUAACUACUGAUCUGGUUCCCUCUAUUGGGAAAGGACUGGUACUCAUGAGGUUUUAUACACUGAAUGAUAUUAGACUUUGUUGGAUAAACCUAAUGAUGGUAGUUUGGGAUAUAGGGGUUAUUUCCAUUUUAAUGAAGUUAUCUGAGGAAAUUAAUUAGACCAUCCAAUUUUAGUGGAAAAGAUGAACAGACCAUGGAAAUUGCCAUGUCAAAUUAGUCUACAGGAUUGACUUGAAUCUUCUCUUAAAACCCUGUGUCGAGGGAUGGAGGGCUUGUUGUUGUUGCUACAGAGAUGUGAGUUGUAGGACAAGCAGGGGGAAUGUCCUGGCGGGUGCACUUAGCUGCCGGGAUGAGUCAGUGAUUUAUCUAAGUCUGGGGUUCAAUCCAGUCACUCACUGAUAUAUUGCAUAGAUAAGCAAUAGCUGGAUAGUGUAAGGCGACGAAGAAACAGUAGGGCUGCCUUUGUAUAGCGCAGUGUGUGUCCGUUUCCGUGUGUGUGAUGCGACACUGAAUUGUAUUUGAAUUUAACUGUAAUUGUCACCCUUGCUAUAGAAUAAAGACAACAUAAGCAUUAAUAUAAAUAAAGUAUAAAAACAUACAGUUCAAGUUCAAGUGUCGGCUCUUGGAUUUCACCUGUGUGUGUUUGUUUGUUUCUCAGGUCCAGUACCUCAUAAGCCGCUGCAGCUGCCCCACACAGUUUCCCAUGGUCAAAAUGUCUGAGGGCAAAUACAGGGUGGGGGACUCCAGCACCCUCAUAUUUGUUCGGGUAUGCCUGCCCUCGCCACCUGUUUUACUCUCUCUUCCCUCUCCUCCUCAUCAUCAAUCGCUCACUCUUUCCAGCUGAGCUCAUUCUGUGCCUGUCACUUCUCAACUCUGACAAUCUAUCACAGAUAUACCUGUAUACUGCAGCACUCUCUGGCAAAAAAAAAAAAGAACUUUCUGUUUUGUGCUUUUUUACUGUGGCAGAACGUGGGGUGCGAUAUCUGUGGGGUGUGAUAUAUGUAACUUUGAAGGUCUCUUGGAGGACUUUGAAAUUCUUAAUGCUAUGCAGUCAUUAUUAUGAGUGAAUCAUAUCUGACUUUUACGAUCUUAACCCACCAAUUAUACAAUGUUGCAGUUGUGCUUUUCUUCAUAGGUAUGGUUUGGGCGUGCAUGCGUGUGUGUCCAUGUGUUUUCAGAUCCUGCGUAAUCACGUGAUGGUGCGAGUGGGUGGAGGUUGGGACACCCUGGAGCACUAUCUGGACAAGCAUGACCCCUGUCGCUGCACCUCUAUCAGUGAGUUCUCUCUGACCCCCCCCCCCCCCCCCCACACUCACACACUAGCCCCCCUCCUAGACUGAACCUGCUUGCAUCACCAUCACUUACAUAAUGCAGGAGCAGCCACCAGGGAAAUUGACUGAUAUAAGAAUAUGAGUCAAUAUUCCUCUCCCACAACUCUCUAACCACAUUACUAUACAACAAUGCAACUCAACUUUAUUAAACCCCACAGGGGCAAUUUAGAUUAGAAGGAAUCAAAGAGAGUACAUGUAUGUGUUAUAUAAUUACAGUAGGAUGGAGAAGUGGAAUACCUGGAAUAUUACUCAAUGCUAUUCUCAAUAUUGCAAUACAAAGUAGGGCAUGCUGCACACUAGGUGGCAGUCCACACCUUAACCAUUGCGCUUGUCAUGAUUGGACGAAUGAGCUGCUCGUUGUGUAUUAUUGUGCAUUGACAAAGCACAUACAUUAAAGGGGCCAAGGAAAGGAAGCAUGGAUAGAUGACUGCGGUCCCAUUUGCGCUACUGAGUCACACUUACAGUAUAUAUACAAAAGUAUGUGGACACCCCUUCAAAUUAGUUGAUUCGGCAAUUUCAGCCACACCCGUGCUGACAGGUGUAUAAAAUUGAGCACACAGCCAUGCAAUUUCCAUAGACAAGCAUUUGCAGUAGAAUUGCCUUACUGAAGAGCUCAGUGACAUACAGAAAUCGUUUGUCGAGGUCUGUGUGGAAGAACUUGACUGGCCUGCACAGAGCCCUGACCUCAACCCCAUUGAACACCUUUAGGAUGAAUUGGAAUGCCGACUGCGAGCCAGGCCUAAUCGCCCAACAUCAGUGCCCGACCUCACUAAUGCUCUUGUGGCUGAAUGGAACUAAGUCCCUGCAGCAAUGUUCCAACAUCUAGUGGAAAGCCUUCCCAGAAGAGUGGAGGCUGUUAUAGCAGCAAAGGGGGGACCAACUCUAUAUUAAUGCCCAUGAUUUUGGAAUCGACAAGCAUAUGUCCACAUACUUUUGGUCAUGUAGCGUAUGUAAUUGUGAAGCAUUGCUGGCCUCCUCUCCAAGGACGGCUUCUAACCAAAGGCAUGUAACAUCAUAGCCGUGGGAAGUAGGGGUGCUGAACUUUUUUUUUUUCUCUGACAAAAGUAGUUCGCUGGGCCUUCACUAGUCCUGUAUUAGCCAACGGCUAUAUCGGUUCGCUAACAAAUCACAGCAUCCCCACUCCCAAACAUCUUCCCGAGGCUAUGUGUAACAUCUCACUCUCCUGGCUCACCUGGCUAGUACAAUAAAGCCCCAAGAGCGCCAGAGUGGAAGGACGGUGGACUGUGGUUGUCAUUUUGUCAUAUAAAUAGACACAUUUCUAUUAGGAGCAACCAUUAGCAUAACCUCUAUACUUUCAGCUGAUGAAAGUUGGAAAAAGAUUGGAAAAAGUUGACUCCAAUGCAGAAAUAUGAAUUGUGACAGGCACUGACAUUGCAAACAUAAACCUAAUUGGUAUUCAUAAGAUCUAUCAUAGAUGUUAAAUAUGCAGUGGGAAAAAAUGGUGCUUAAUUCCUAAAAAGAUCACCGUAAGUGCUUUAUGUAACGAUUACCAUUCAAAUGAGUGCUGCUGAAUCCUGUAUCUUCCAUUUUAUUUUCCACCUCGGUCAUUUACUGGGAUAUUAACAGCUUCCCUGUAACACUGGUGACAUGAUGACCUUGUUUUCUUCUCUUCUCUCGUUUUCCAUCCCUCUCUCUUCCAUCCGUCUUCAGCCCAUAAGCUGGCCCAGCGCCCGGGCACGCCGGUCCAUGAGAUCAAAGGCAGGUUACCGGGGCGCCCAGACGGCCAGGGUCCAACCAUGCCUACCACGCUGCUCAUGAGUCGCCACGCCCAGGCCCCCCUCCAGCCCGUCCUCUGGACCCCCUCCACCUCCUCCCCCAGGGGCCUGAGGCCAGCCAGGACCAGGGUUUCCCGAUCACCAGACCCAAGGCUCAGAGCCUCUCGCUCCCCCAACAGAUCAUCCCUCUCUCCUGACCCAGGCCCCCCGUUCUCCAGGGAGAUGAAGACUAUUUUUUCCAACAGGUAAGAGAGUAAUGGUGAUGGCAUUGAUGAAAAUAUUAGUAAUAUUGAUGAAAAUGCUAUUAAAGACAAUGAUGGACAUUGAGGGUGUUGAAAUUGAUUGUAAGUUCACAUUCAUGGGUGGUUUUCAGUACCAGGGUACAUAAUCAGUGAAUGCCACACUGACCUUAAACACAGUCUGAACCUAACAGGAUCAUUAAUAACACAGCUUGGUUCCUCUGGACCUUGGUAUUAGUGCUGAUCACUGCCAUUUAACUACAUUAUAAGAUGACCUGUUCAUUGACAGAUGCAAAAAGGAUACAUAAUAUGUUGAAAAACCCUCGCUUGUUGUCUGGCAUCAGCAGCAAACACCUUCCUAAUAUUGAGUUGCACCCCUUUUUGCCCUCAGUACAGCCUCAAUUCGUCGGGGUAUUGACUCUACAAGGUGUCUAAAGCAUUCCACAGGGAUGCUGGCCCAUGUUGACUCCAAUGCUUCCCACAGUUGUCUCAAGUUGGCUGGAUGUCCUUUGGAUGGUGGACCAUUCUUGAUACAUACGGGAAACUGUUGAGCGUGAAAAACCCAGCAGCGUUGCAGUUCUUGACACACUCAAACCGGUGCGCCUGGCACCUAGUACCAUACCCUGUUGAAAGGCACUUAAAUAUUUUGUCUUGCCCAUUCACCCUCUGAAUGGCACACAUACACAAUCCAUGUCUCAAUUGUCUCAAGGCUUAAACAUAAUUCUUUAGCCUGUCUCCUCCCCUUCAUCUACACUGAUUUGAAGUGGAUUUAACAAGUGACAUCAAUAAGGGAUCAUAGCUUUCACCUGGAUUCACCUGGUCAGUCUACGUCAUAGAAAGAGCAGGUGUACCUAAUGUUUUGUAUACUCAGUGUAGAUAGGGCACCUUGCUGUAGUUGAUAAACCCAUUACAAGUGUCCGAGUUAAGUGUUAAGUGCCAUUCUAUGUUACAGAGGACUGAGAGCAGAACCCUCCUACCAUUAGAACCUUAUGGCCUUGUCUGAGAGCCCCGUAGGUGUAUAAGGCAUUAACAAAGCAAACACUGCAGUACAGAUCCAAGGGCUGCCCACAUAAACCUACUUUUGUUCAAGAAAAAGGAUGUUGGCUUAAAUUAAUUGUUUAGUUUGUCAGUCUGUACAUUUUAAGUUUAAUUUGUUCUGGUAGCAUAUUGUUAUGUUCAUGAAUAAUUUGUAAACUUUUAAUGGAGUCCGUUGACACUUUACUGUUGGUGAACAUAGUACAGUACAGAUGUGUUUAUGAGCAUCAAGCAAAAUGUGUUUUGUAACCGAUAUGGAAAUUACUCUUUUGCUUUUUCCAAAGAGUGAAAUUACAUGAUCUGCACAGGAAUUGUCUAAAACGUGUGUGCACGUGCAUGACUGUGUUAUAUUGUGAUAAUGACUCAAUACCUCUAUGCUGCACAUAGUUUUACAUUUUUCCGAUUUUAUUGCAAUUCACAUUUUCAAUGUACCUACUCUGUGUUGGAUCAUUUCACUGUUAACGUCCCCCACUAUAUGUUAGAUAAUUAAAAUGAAUCAACUUUGUAAUGCCGCCACAAUGUAUUAUUAACAUUGUGGCUGGCUUACUUGAGCACAAACAGUCACUGGAGUUAUAAUUAUGUGGAUAAUGAUUGUAGGGAUGCAUAUUUUAGCAUACACUACACCACCAGGUCUCUGUGGGCAGCCUGUUAUUGGAAAUGAUGGGCAGAUUAACUAAAGGGCAUAAUUAUGAUUUUUUUUGUUUUUCAAAUGGUUAUAUUAAUGGUAUGAUAUACUCUAGAUUAAAAUGUUCAGUAUAGUCUAUUCACGAUAUUUCAGUCUCAGCAUUAUGCUGCAGAAUUCACUGAGAAUGUAAAACUACUGACAUAGAUGUACAGGCCUUCUCUCCAGGUUAGUUUGAGGAUAUGAGAGGACCACAUUGACUGUCCAUGAAAAAGUAUUUGUGGUCAUCUUUGUCUAUCAUCCCUGGUUGAAACCAUGUCCUGCAGGCUCUGUAGACUUGGAUUUUCAUGUAGCAGCUCUGCUUUGCUUUGAUUUCUCAAAUUCUGUAAUUCGUUUCCAGGCAUCCACGUACUUAAGCUCCAGGCUAGGAAAUAUUCUAAAAUGGCAGAACAUUUUCUGUCCAUGGAAUUCAUCUAUUGCACAAUAGCAUGGCAAGCAACUACGCCUAUGCAUUUUUGGUCAUAGCAUAAAACUGAGCAAUUUAAACAUUAAAGGUCCAAUGCAGCCAUUAUUAUCUCAUUAUCAAAUCAUUUCUGUGUAACAAUUAUGUACCUUACUGUGGUUGUUUUAAAUUAAAAUGCAUAGCAUUUUUGGCCAUAGCAUACAUUGAGUUUUUGUGCUGUUCAACUUCAAGCAUUCAUCAAAUCACAAAGAAAAUACAGCACAAUAGCAUUAUAUAGGCCCACUUAAAGGUAGACAGCUAAAUGACGUUGCCAUGAGCAGCACCGCAGAUAUUGAGAUGAGCGAGAUGCAAGACUUCGCUCUCACACAGUCACACAUCGUAUCUGCGCAUGUGCACAUGUUCGCUACACACUCUUACAGCGUGGGAGCCACGGGACCAAAACAGCGGAGAAGUUGAGCCUUGCGCUUCAGCGCUCUUAGUUGUUGCGUAAAUUGACCCGCUAUCCUGUUUUCUUUCUGCAUCUACAUCAUAUCGCUGACUCUACCUUUAAAGUCUAUGAUAAGAUAAAAUAAAGAUAUUGGUUGUCUCGAUAAAAUCCUAAUAAAAUUUUCAGUGUUGCUGUCUACUAGGGAGUCACUAUGAGUUGCUGUCUACCAGGGAGUCACUAUGAGUUGCUGUCUACCAGGGAGUCACUAUGAGUUGCUGUCUACCAGGGAGUCACUAUGAGUUGCUGUCUACCAGGGAGUCACUAUGAGUUGCUGUCUACCAGGGAGUCACUAUGAGUUGCUGUCUACCAGGGAGUCACUAUGAGUUGCUGUCUACCAGGGUCCCAGGGAGUCACUAUGAGUUGCUGUCUACCAGGGAGUCACUAUGAGUUGCUGUCUACCAGGGAGUCACUAUGAGUUGCUGUCUACCAGGGAGUCACUAUGAGCGCCUUAUAUGUAGAUGUAGCAUAGUGCGUUCUGACAGCCUUUUUUACAUGACAGUUUUUGCAUUUAACAACACAAGAUUGAGACAGUUGGUGAAAGCAGAACAACUCUAGGCUAGAUGUAUGCAUCUUACUUCACACACACACCACACAUGCCUACACGCACGCACACAAAAACAUCCACUGUUUGUUUGCUGUUGUAAUUUGUGCUGUUGCCAGUGUCUUUUGUCUGUUUUGUCUUACAUGUUUUUUUUAAAAUGUUUAAUCCGCGACCCCACAGGAGGCCUUUUGCCUCUUGCCAGGCCGUCUUUGUAAAUAAGAAUUUGUUCUUAAUUUACUUGCCUGGUUAAAUAAAGGUAAAACAAUUUAAAUAAUAUUAAUUUAAGCAGCUUUUAUUGUUUGUUUGUGCAGCUUUUGUUUUUAGUUUGAUUACCCAAACACAUGUAGAAGUGGAUUUGGUAGGCUACAUUGUAGAGAAGCCUGGAAACAACUUUCAUUCUAUAUACUUAUUCAUGAGCAAACUUGCAAUAACAAAUGAAUAAUGGUAGUUAUUUAGGUCACCUUGGAGAGGUCGGAUAAGCAGAGGCAUAUCAAAACUUGACAGUGUGUGAUUUUGUUGUGCUAUUUCAGACUGAGACAGAGUGCCUACACACCCACUCUCCAGCACCACCAGUCUGGGAGUAAGGAUGACUCAGCACUCAACUCUUCCACGAGGACAGGCAGAGAGGCCAUACGCUCAUCCCAAGCCCCCCGCCUCACCAGCAGCCUGCCUCGGUCCAUCCAACGCUCCUCCACACCUCAACCCCAGCCCAAGGCUAAGCCCCAGGCUCAGAGGCCUAGAACCCCACUGGUCUUCCAUAGGUCCCCUGGGCAGCAAUCCUCCCUGCCCCAGCCCAGACCAGAAAACAGGCUUACUCAAACCUGGACCAAGUCUCAGUUUGCUUCUAAGCUCAGGCAGAGCUCCACAUUGGGCGGCAACAGCACAGAACCCCCAACCGGUACUGCACCCCAGAGGCAUGGAGGACCCGACAUGGCAAGGGCCGCUACACCCGUCAGAGGCUGCAGCCCCGCCAGAUAUACCCCUGUCUGCCCCAGACAACCCACCAUCACUGUCCAGCAGCCUGAAAACAGUGAUACUCUUCAAAAGAGUCCCGAUUUAAUUUGCACCUUCUGUCCAGCCAAAACAUUCUGGGAAGAAUCCUCUGGGGAACGCCAAGUAAGGCCCUUCAUACCCAUUGGGGGAAACUUGAGGAGAGAUCCAGAUAAGACACCCACCCCUUAUGACAGCACAACCAACCCUUCACACAGCUUUUUAAACAGCGUCUCCAACCACAAGAGAAUGCAGGGCCUGACGAGACGGAAUGCAUUUGGCUUUCCUGUCAAUGACGAGGCUUCUCACAAAAGCACUGAGGUGAGCCUUGAAGAGCCUGAGCAUCCAGAACUAUGUGGCAAAGUCUUUGGGGCAGGAGACGGAGCGAUAGACCAUGCUUACCUGUCCAUCCCUCCCCCCAUCAGCCCAGCCCAGGAGGCCAGUCUGUACAAGAGUCUGGAGCACGAGAUCCUGUCCAACCUCCAGCAGCUCAGUGUCGACUUAGAUGACAGCCACAGCCUCCCAGAUGACAGAAAACACAAGCAAAACGGUCGAUACCAACAAUCUCAGAAUGUCCCUGAGAGUGAUCAUGGUGGAUUCAGUACAAUUCUAGCUGGGUCUGAACCAUCUCCACAUACCUCAGCCUCUGAUGCCACACAUCCAGGUGAGUCCAGCUUUGAUGCAGUCAUCACUGAGUUCUCCAAAAUGAAUAGGCUGCUGGAAAAGGUGUGUGUGGAGAGCUGGGUGAACACACUCUCAGGCAGCCCUAGAGCCAGUAGAGAGACUUGCAGCAGCACAGAGGUGGUGGACUCAAGCUUAAACCUCAAAGUGGCCAAAGCCUGUGUGACCAGCUCCUGGUCCUCUCUGGGCACCAGUGUCGAGUCCAAAGAGCAGCCCGCUGAUUCUACAACCUCUCCUGACUCUGGGAAUGGAGUUAGCAUUAGCAUCAGGCGCAGGGUUACUGAAGCCAAUUCACCUGUAGUGGACCCCAGAGCCACUACCGCAACAGGCCCUGAUAGCCUGUUGAAACCAAUGAACGGGUCUUUCAGGCAGAAGAGCACCUUGAAGAAACCAGAGAGGGUGCCCUCCAUCUACAAGCUGAAGCUCCGGCCCAGAGUCUGGCCCAGGCACGACUACAGACCAGGCAAGAAGCCCUCGCGGAUCCCCACCCCAAUCUCCUACAGAGGGGGUCAACCUGCGGGGGACCUUGGAGGGUCGAGAAGGGGGACACACACACCUAGACAAGCAUCACACACACACACCGCAGACAGACAGGGUUCCACAGAAAGGCAGCAUGGCUAUGAGGCCACAGUGACGCUAAGGCAGUGGCAAAUGCCUAAACAGGAGACAGCAGAGGAUCCAGAGCAUGAGUCCUGGGUCUAA
This is a messenger RNA of Coregonus sp. 'balchen', 13320 nucleotides long. The record is from the annotation of a GenBank genome assembly. NCBI's taxonomy places the organism in Eukaryota, Metazoa, Chordata, Actinopteri, Salmoniformes, Salmonidae.